GGAUAAAUGAUUCAACAACCGCUAGACUUAAUUUUGUUGGCACUGGAUGAAGAAAUACUUGUCAAGUUACGUGGAGACAGAGAACUCAGGGGAAAGUUACAGGCUUUUGAUCAACACAUGAAUUUGGUAUUGAGCGAUGUUGAAGAAACUGCGUUGAAGGUGGAAGUGGAUGAUGAAACGGGAGAAGAACUCAUAAAGGCGGUGAAAAGGAAGAUGCCAAUGUUAUUCGUCCGUGGAGACGGUGUGAUAUUGGUUGCGCCACCGCUUCGAACUGCAUAAGGUAAGUUGCUGCUUUCUUUAGCUGCUCGUAGCAUCCUAAGAUGAUGAAUCUUUACCUUGAAUGCUAUUAUGAAGACGAUACAUGAGAUUUCUGAUAUUGAUUCGUGAUAAACUUUAUCUUGAACAGAUUUUGAGAAACUAAAAACAAAUAUUCUAGGUUGCUUUUUGUUGGAAAGUUAUAUAGUACAAGCUGGAGUGUACCCUUUGAGUGUGUUAGGGAAGGAGAAAAGACUUGUGAAGGGUAUUGUGAACUCACGUUUCGUAUUUAUUUUUGUUUGUGGGUUAUUCUACACGAUUACCAUCUCGCCUUUUAUAAAAGCUGGACUUAAUACUUAUCUACGCAGGAUUUUCAAAUCGACUUGCUUUUUCAAGGCGUUCCAAGUUUUCGAACUAGUAGAACUGUAACAA
Molecule: messenger RNA, 687 nt
Organism: Galdieria sulphuraria
Lineage: Eukaryota; Rhodophyta; Bangiophyceae; Galdieriales; Galdieriaceae
Product: U6 snRNA-associated Sm-like protein LSm3
Exons: 2
Coding region: 7-279 (90 amino acids)
Biological process (GO): P-body assembly; mRNA splicing, via spliceosome
Cellular component (GO): U4/U6 x U5 tri-snRNP complex; U6 snRNP; Lsm1-7-Pat1 complex
Molecular function (GO): RNA binding
Source: RefSeq, a predicted model, not a curated record